This is a messenger RNA of Drosophila willistoni, 1655 nucleotides long. It is a transcript of the gene Rpn8, whose product is annotated as 26S proteasome non-ATPase regulatory subunit 7. The coding region runs from base 175 to 1203 and encodes 342 amino acids. Gene Ontology annotation, biological process: proteasome-mediated ubiquitin-dependent protein catabolic process. Gene Ontology annotation, cellular component: proteasome regulatory particle; proteasome complex. Gene Ontology annotation, molecular function: metallopeptidase activity; protein binding. NCBI's taxonomy places the organism in Eukaryota, Metazoa, Arthropoda, Insecta, Diptera, Drosophilidae. The record is from RefSeq and is a predicted model, not a curated record. The transcript has 2 exons.
CGUGCGAAUCUGGCAACACUUGCAACGAAUUUUGCUUGUCAUCAAUUUUGCCGCAAAUAACUAAAUUUUGUGGCCAAUUCUAUAACAAAAUCCACUCCCCAAAUCUAACGCUGGGUGUGUAGCAACUAAAAAACACAAUUCGAAAGCAAGCGAAUAAAAAUAGAAACAAGAAAAAUGCCAUCUCUGGAGGUAAGUGUAAACAAGGUGAUAGUCCAUCCGCUGGUGCUGCUCUCUGUGGUGGAUCACUUUAAUCGCAUGGGCAAGAUUGGUAAUCAGAAGCGUGUGGUAGGCGUCCUUUUGGGUUGCUGGCGUUCCAAGGGCGUUCUGGAUGUGUCCAACAGUUUUGCAGUCCCCUUCGAUGAGGACGACAAAGACAAAUCAGUUUGGUUCUUAGAUCACGAUUAUUUGGAGAACAUGUAUGGCAUGUUUAAGAAAGUCAAUGCCCGCGAGCGUGUGGUGGGCUGGUAUCAUACAGGACCGAAACUGCAUCAGAAUGAUAUUGCCAUCAAUGAGCUCAUUCGUCGGUAUUGUCCCAAUUCUGUUUUGGUUAUCAUCGAUGCCAAACCAAAAGAUUUGGGAUUGCCUACCGAAGCGUAUAUAGCUGUGGAGGAAGUGCACGAUGAUGGUUCGCCAACUAGUAAGACAUUCGAGCAUGUGCCGAGUGAAAUUGGUGCCGAGGAAGCGGAAGAGGUGGGCGUAGAGCAUCUGUUGCGUGAUAUCAAGGAUACCACAGUGGGCAGUCUAUCGCAACAAAUCACCAAUCAGCUGAUGGGUCUAAAAGGUCUCAAUGCUCAAUUGCGCGACAUCAAGCAAUAUCUGCAACGCGUGGGUGAUGGCAAAAUGCCCAUCAAUCAUCAGAUUGUCUAUCAACUGCAGGACAUUUUCAAUCUCCUCCCAGACAUUACGAGUGAUCAGUUCACUGGCACCAUGUACGUGAAAACAAACGAUCAGAUGCUGGUCGUCUACUUGGCCUCGAUGGUGCGUUCCAUUAUAGCAUUGCACAAUCUGAUCAACAACAAAUUGGCGAAUCGAGAUGCUGAAGAGGGCAAAAAAUCCAUUGAUUCCAAUGAUAAGGAUUCAAAGGACAAGAACAAGGAGAGCAAAGACAAAGAUAACAAGGACACAAAAGAUAAAGACGCCAAAAAGUCCGAGGAGAAAUCCGACAAGAGCAAGGACGAUGGUGGCAAGUCAACAAAAAAAUAGGAGCGAAAGAAAAAGCGCAAGCCUCGACGCAAACGCAAGAAGCAGCCGCCCACACCGGAAUAAUAGGAAACAUUGCUCGUUACAUUAGCAGGACGAGGAUGAGGAGGAGCCACCAAUCACCAAAAUUAAUUAUCGUCAAAAACAACAUUGUCAAAUUGCAUAUAUAUAUCCUCAUCAUUUCUCCAUCAAAAUAUCUGCUCUAGUAAUUAUAUUAUAAUAUAUAGAUACACAGAAACUUGCUUUGCAAUUUAACAAACAAAAAAAAAAACUCCUUUGUUAUUAUUUUUGUCCUCAUAACACUUAAAGGCCAGAUUUAUGUAAUUAAAAUUUAAUUAAUUUAAAACCAAUUUCAAACGCUCAACGUUUUUCAGCGAAAAAGGGGACAUUUUUCAAUUGGAUUCGAUAUGGAUAAUCGAAUGCUAAAUAUAUGUUUUGCUUGAUCUAUUGGAAAA